GCCGGGCAGAGGCUGCGCCGCCGGGGGAGGGCGAGGCUGCCCGCAGCACCAUGGAGAGCGGCGCCGAGGGGCGCCUGGACGCCGCCGCCUUCCUCGGUGCCUGGCGGCGCUUCGACGCCGACGACAAUGGUUACAUAGAAGGGAAGGAACUUGACGAUUUUUUUCAUCAUCUCCUGGAGAAACUGGGACCAGAAAGCACCAUCACAGAAGAAGAAGUUCAGAGGAUGAAGGAGCAAUUCAUGUCUGUCUACGAUGUCACCACAGAUGGACACUUGCAAAUCCAGGAGCUUGCAAAUAUGAUCUUGCCGGAUGACGAGAACUUCCUACUGCUUUUCCGACGGGAAACUCCCUUGGACAACAGCGUGGAAUUCAUGCGGAUCUGGCGCAGUUACGAUGCUGACAGCAGUGGAUUUAUUUCAGCUGGUGAACUCAAAGAUUUCCUGCGAGAUCUCUUUUUGCAGCAUAACAAGAUCGUUGCUGAAGUAAAGCUGGAAGAAUAUACUGAUACUAUGAUGAAAAUCUUUGACAAAAACAAAGAUGGACGGCUGGACCUGAAUGACCUGGCAAGGAUUCUGGCGCUCCAGGAAAAUUUCCUUCUACAAUUUAAAAUGGAUGCUUGCAGCACAGAAGAAAGGAGGAGAGAUUUUGAGAAGAUCUUUGCACACUAUGACGUUAGUAAAACAGGAGCACUUGAAGGCCCAGAAGUGGAUGGGUUUGUCAAAGACAUGAUGGAACUGGUCAAGCCCAGCAUUAGCGGGGUGGACCUGGACAAGUUCCGCCAGAUCCUGCUCAACCACUGUGAUGUGAACAAGGAUGGGAAAAUUCAGAAAUCCGAACUAGCUUUGUGUCUCGGGCUGAAAAUUAACCCAUAGCUGGGAAAAUGCUUGUGGUUGUGUUUCCCUUGAAGGAUUUGCCUGCUGCUCCUCGUAGAAGUGUGUCUGUGCUGCUGUAGGAGCGGUGGGGAGCUGAGGCACCGUGCUGCCAGGCUGGAGAGCGGGAUUUGCACGGGGGCAUCCUCGCUCCACCAACUCCUCUGUGGUGUUCAUUUGCUGCUGCCACUUGUUUGUCCCCUUAGCAACAUCUCCACCCACCAGCAGAACAGCAACCUCAGAAAAGAGGUUGCUGUUCUUCUGCCCUCAUGCCCUCCAAAACAUCCCCUCAGUGCUCUCAGAGUGCAGCUACUAGGUAUUUCUGAUGGUCACUUUAUAUGUGUGAAGUCAUUACUUUGGUGAACAUUGUGCUUUGUGCAUUUAAAAUAUUGGAUGGAUGACAGUGUAUUUGUGCAGAAAUAAAAUGGCAAUUACAGAAAUUCA
Corvus hawaiiensis (hawaiian crow) is the source of this 1313-nucleotide messenger RNA. RefSeq names its product secretagogin, EF-hand calcium binding protein (gene SCGN). Gene Ontology annotation, biological process: regulation of presynaptic cytosolic calcium ion concentration; regulation of long-term synaptic potentiation. NCBI's taxonomy places the organism in Eukaryota, Metazoa, Chordata, Aves, Passeriformes, Corvidae. The transcript is spliced from 11 exons. The record is from RefSeq and is a predicted model, not a curated record. Gene Ontology annotation, cellular component: synapse; terminal bouton; nucleus. Gene Ontology annotation, molecular function: calcium ion binding. Bases 51 to 872 code for a protein of 273 amino acids.